AUGGUCGUCUUCGCGCUCCUCAUCAUCAACAAAGCCGGCGGCCUCAUUUACAACCGAACCUUUGCCCCUGGCCUGCAGAAGCUGGAUUCGAAUGACUACCUCAUUCUGGCAGGAACCUUCCAUGGCAUCCACGCCAUAUCACGCAGCAUAAAUCCCGCCCCUCCAGCUCAGCCCGCUCCUGGGAGCAGAAAGCCUCCCACGACUGGUAUUGAAAGCCUGGAGAGCAGUCAUUUCAGACUGACUUGCUUUCAAACUCCGACUGGAGUCAAGUUCUUACUCUUUACGAGUCCGGAGCAGCCCAACACGGAGCUGGUAAUCCGGAGGUGUUACGAGAUCUAUGGAGACUUUGUGAUGAAGAACCCUUUCUACAGCAUGGAGAUGCCCAUUCGCGUGGAAAAGUUUGACCGAGCGCUCGGCGGCUAUCUCGUGAGGCCGUCAUAG
Molecule: messenger RNA, 441 nt
Organism: Zasmidium cellare ATCC 36951
Lineage: Eukaryota; Fungi; Ascomycota; Dothideomycetes; Mycosphaerellales; Mycosphaerellaceae
Exons: 2
Coding region: 1-441 (146 amino acids)
Biological process (GO): endoplasmic reticulum to Golgi vesicle-mediated transport
Cellular component (GO): TRAPP complex
Source: RefSeq, a predicted model, not a curated record